Molecule: messenger RNA, 4667 nt
Organism: Lontra canadensis (Northern American river otter)
Lineage: Eukaryota; Metazoa; Chordata; Mammalia; Carnivora; Mustelidae
Gene: NEDD4L
Product: NEDD4 like E3 ubiquitin protein ligase
Exons: 27
Coding region: 468-4208 (1246 amino acids)
Biological process (GO): ubiquitin-dependent protein catabolic process; regulation of dendrite morphogenesis
Molecular function (GO): ubiquitin protein ligase activity; protein binding; sodium channel inhibitor activity
Source: RefSeq, a predicted model, not a curated record
UCUAGAUUUAUAGCGGCAUGGCUUGGACUGUGUUUGCUGCCUUAGUCAGCUGUGAGAGCUCCCUGCUGGGGCCACUCCUGUCUGAUGGAAAAGCAGCAGCUGGGAAGGUGCUGUUUCAGGCUCUUGCUGUUUUUAAAAAAAAAAAAAAAAAUGAGAGAGAGAGAGGGGGGAAAACUCCAGUAAGUCCACAAGCUGGCAUUGGAGGGGGAGACCGUGGUCAUGUGGUUCUGGCCAUCCUACCCUCUGUCACAGUGCGGAUGAGAGCUUUUUGCUCUUAUCCAAUCAUGCCUGGAAUGCCGCUUGCCACUUGGGUUAUUUCUGCUAUCUGUCGCUCUUGGUGCCGCAGUGCUAACGGUUUGGCAGAUGGGACACUUUUUCUUGGAGUUUGUGUCUUCGGUUUUUGACUUCUGGCAGCGCCGGGUGUGUUGUUGCCGCUCGCCCUCUCCCUCCCUGCCCCCCUGGGCACCAUGGCCCAUCGGCUUCGGUUUCAUUUUGGCUCGGGGCGCAGCAACACGGCCCCCGAGUCCGAGAUCCUAGACCAGGAGAGGGAAGACGACUUUUUCAUGGCAUUCCACACGCUGCCGCGGAGGAGCAGCCCGCACCCCUGUGCCCAGCACGGCGCGGAGGCCGGCGGGGGCCUGCGGGAGGCGGUGGGCGCGCUCAAGCGCAGCACGUCCAUGUUCAUCCCGCAGCUCCUGGGCCCGCUCGACGCGCGGCCCACCCGCAGCUCGUCCGUGCAGAUCUCGCUGCAGCGCAAGGCGGCCGACGGAGCCCCCGACCCGGGCUUGCCGCCCGAGGGCCCGGACGGCGAUGCGGGCUCGGCGUCUCGCGUCGGUGGCCCGGAGCCCCCGAAACCCGAGACCCCCGGGAGCUCGCCCCCAAGGGCAGCCCGGGCUCCGGGCCCGCAGCUCAACGGCACGUGCGGCCGCCGAGCGCCCGGCUCUGCCGCCUGCGAUGGCCGCGAGGAGGCCGAGCCGAGGGCCCCCCGGGGCCCCGAGGGGGGCGGGGGGCUGCGGAUCCAGCACCGCGCCUCCAGCGCCGACGUGCGCCAGGUGAGGCUGACGCCCUUCGGGGCCGAUGGCCAGAACAGCCCUUCGGCGCCGGAGCCCAGGCGCUGGUCCCUGCAGCAUGUUCCGGAUGCUUCUGGAAGCUCCGGGAAGCGCUGCUUCGUCUUCCAGUUGCAGCAGCCGCAACCGGGCGCUCCGGGGACGGGCGGGGAUUUCAACUUCGGUUUCACCGGCACCAAGGGGGACAGGCUGGUGAGGUACCCCCGCAUCCGGCUGGAGAGGAGCACCUCGUACCCCACGCAGCCCCGCGCCGAGCGCGGGAGCCCCACGGAAGAGCGGGGCCACCCGGAGACGCCACCUCGGGGCCGCAGGGGGGCUCCCGAAAUCCACAGGACGAACUCGGUGGAAAGGACGCCACAGGGGCAGGGCUGCACGUUUAAGAUCAGGCAAGAUCAAAAUGCCGGGCAGCAGCACUUCAGAAUUCUCGUGACCCGCGGGCCGGACGAAGCCCCCCAGAAUCCCGAGGAGAGUAACGCCAGCAGCCCUGGGUCCGCGGUGGCUGGCGCCCCGACGCGGGACGACUUCCUGGGACAAGUGGACAUACCUCUCAGUCAUCUCCCGACAGAAGAUCCGACCAUGGAGCGACCCUAUACCUUUAAGGAUUUUCUCCUUAGACCAAGAAGUCAUAAAUCUCGAGUUAAGGGAUUUUUGCGAUUGAAAAUGGCCUAUAUGCCGAAAAACGGAGGUCAGGAUGAGGAAAACAGUGAGCAGAGGGAUGACAUGGAGCAUGGCUGGGAGGUCGUGGACUCCAAUGACUCGGCCUCUCAGCACCAGGAGGAGCUCCCUCCCCCGCCACUGCCCCCGGGCUGGGAAGAGAAGGUGGACAAUCUUGGUCGGACCUACUACGUCAACCACAACAACCGGACCACUCAGUGGCACCGACCAAGCCUGAUGGACGUGUCCUCCGAGUCAGACAGCAACAUCAGGCAGAUCAACCAGGAGGCCGCACACCGGCGCUUCCGCUCCCGCAGGCACAUCAGCGAGGACCUGGAGCCCGAGCCCGGCGAGGGUGGAGACGGCCCAGAGCCUUGGGAGACCAUUUCCGAAGAAGUGAACAUCACUGGAGACUCCCUCAGUCUGUCACUGCCCCCACCGCCGUCCUCUCCAGGGUCUCGGACCAGCCCUCAGGAGCUGUCUGAGGAACUGAGCAGAAGGCUUCAGAUCACUCCAGACUCCAAUGGGGAGCAGUUUGGUUCUUUGAUUCAGAGAGAGCCGUCCUCAAGGUUGCGGUCCUGCAGUGUCACGGACGCGGUCGCCGAGCAGGCUCAUCUACCACCGCCCAGUGCCCCAACUAGGAGAGCGCGGUCGUCAACUGUCACAGGUGGUGAGGAGCCAACGCCAUCAGUGGCCUAUGCGCACACCACACCGGGCCUACCUUCAGGCUGGGAAGAAAGAAAAGAUGCUAAGGGACGCACAUACUAUGUCAAUCAUAACAAUCGAACCACAACUUGGACUCGACCUAUCGUGCAGCUCGCCGAAGACGGUGCGUCCGGAUCCGCCACAAACAGUAACAACCACCUAAUCGAGCCUCAGAUCCGCCGGCCCCGUAGCCUCAGCUCGCCGACUGUAACCUUAUCCGCCCCGCUGGAGGGCGCCAAGGACUCGCCCAUACGCCGGGCUGUGAAAGAUACCCUUUCCAACCCACAGUCCCCACAGCCAUCACCUUACAACUCCCCCAAACCACAACACAAAGUCACGCAGAGCUUCCUGCCGCCCGGCUGGGAAAUGAGGAUAGCGCCCAGCGGCCGGCCCUUCUUCAUUGACCACAACACAAAGACUACAACGUGGGAAGAUCCACGCCUGAAAUUUCCAGUACACAUGCGGUCAAAGGCAUCUUUAAACCCCAAUGACCUCGGCCCUCUUCCUCCUGGUUGGGAAGAAAGAAUUCACUUGGAUGGCCGAACAUUUUAUAUCGACCACAACAGCAAAAUUACUCAGUGGGAAGACCCAAGACUGCAGAAUCCAGCGAUUACUGGCCCGGCUGUUCCUUACUCCAGAGAAUUUAAGCAGAAAUAUGACUACUUUAGGAAGAAAUUAAAGAAACCUGCUGAUAUUCCAAAUAGGUUUGAAAUGAAACUUCACAGAAAUAACAUCUUCGAAGAGUCCUAUCGGAGAAUUAUGUCCGUGAAAAGACCAGAUGUUCUGAAAGCUAGACUGUGGAUCGAAUUUGAAUCGGAGAAAGGUCUUGACUAUGGAGGUGUGGCCCGAGAGUGGUUCUUCCUACUGUCCAAAGAGAUGUUCAACCCCUACUAUGGGCUUUUUGAGUACUCUGCCACGGACAACUACACGCUUCAGAUCAAUCCCAACUCUGGCCUCUGUAACGAAGACCAUUUGUCCUACUUCACUUUUAUCGGAAGAGUUGCUGGUCUGGCAGUAUUCCAUGGGAAACUUCUAGAUGGUUUCUUCAUUAGACCAUUUUACAAAAUGAUGUUGGGCAAGCAGAUAACGCUGAAUGACAUGGAGUCUGUGGAUAGUGAAUACUACAACUCUUUGAAAUGGAUCUUGGAAAAUGAUCCUACUGAACUGGACCUCAUGUUCUGUAUUGAUGAAGAAAACUUCGGACAGACCUACCAAGUGGAUCUGAAGCCCAAUGGGUCAGAAAUAAUGGUGACAAAUGAAAACAAGAGGGAAUAUAUUGACUUGGUCAUCCAGUGGAGGUUUGUGAACAGGGUCCAGAAGCAGAUGAAUGCCUUCCUGGAGGGAUUCACAGAACUGCUUCCUAUUGAUUUGAUUAAAAUUUUUGAUGAAAAUGAGCUGGAGCUGCUGAUGUGCGGCCUUGGUGACGUGGACGUCAACGACUGGAGACAACAUUCUAUUUACAAGAACGGCUACUGCCCAAACCACCCUGUCAUUCAGUGGUUCUGGAAGGCCGUGCUGCUCAUGGACGCCGAGAAGCGGAUCCGGUUACUGCAGUUCGUCACGGGGACGUCCCGAGUGCCUAUGAAUGGCUUCGCUGAACUUUAUGGUUCCAAUGGUCCUCAGCUGUUUACAAUAGAGCAAUGGGGGAGUCCUGAAAAACUGCCCAGAGCUCACACAUGCUUUAAUCGCCUUGACUUACCUCCAUAUGAAACCUUUGAAGAUUUACGAGAGAAGCUUCUCAUGGCUGUGGAAAACGCUCAAGGAUUUGAGGGGGUGGAUUAAGCGCCCCCCACUCGCUCCCCGGCCUCGGGGUGGCUGUUGGUCCAGCAAGUCCUGCUUGCACUUUUGCAUUUGCCUAACAACAGACUUUGCAGAGACCAGGCAGAAAGAGCAGCCGCAGGCAUGGCUCCUGGAGCCAAGCCUUCGCGAGCCUUCGCCUGUGACUUGCCCAGGUUUGGACGUGGGAGCCCGGUCCCAGGUCGCGUUCCUGCAUUUUCCACCACGAAUUAUCAACUGGUUGAUGUGUACACUAAUUACAUUUCAGGAGGACUUAAUUCUAUUUAUGUUGUGCCUCUGUAGGCAAAGCCCUUAAUAAAUAUUUUACAUACUUUAUAAUGACAAUGAAUGGAAUUAAUCACUACAGGUAUAGUAUUACAACUCAUGUUUACUUUUUAAAAUGAUUUAGACCGAUUUUCAGAUUUUAUUUCAUUACAAUUAAAGAUGUCUCGUGUACUUGGAAAA